GGGCAGAAGGUUCAGGAAGGCUCUGCCGCCUGCCGCCAUGACACGCCACGACUGGGGACACGUUGCCGCGCCGGCCCCGGCACGUGUUACGCUCCCCCACGGGCGGCGGGCCUCCCCCGCUCUGCCCAUAAACACCGAGGCCGCUCGCCGCUUCUCCAGAACGAAGGAGGGAUCGAGAUGAGCAGGCUGGACGCGCGGACGCUCAAGGAGGAGGUGGCCAGCAUGGACCGGCGCCCGCUCCUGGACCUCGGCCACCCGCUCCUCAACCGCGUCACCGACAGCUUCAUCCGCGCCGCCGGGGUCGGCGCCGCCAGGGCCGUCUCCAAGGAGGCCUACUUCGUCACCGUCGAAGGGCUCGGGGGAGACAACACCGGGCUGGACAACGUCAAGAGGAACACCCAUUUCUCCAGCGCCAGAGGGGAUGAUGGCCAGAAGUCGCUCGAUGCGGUGGUGAAAUCGGCCGGCAAGGAGGCCAUUCAGUGGGGACUGGCGGCCGGAGUGUACUCUGGGGUGACGUACGGCCUGAGAGAGGCCAGGGGAUGCCAUGACUGGAAGAACAGCGCCAUUGCAGGGGCGCUCGCCGGAGCGGCGGUGGCGCUCACCGGGGACACCGGGCAUGCCGACCACGUCGUCCACUUCGCCAUCACCGGAGCAGCGCUCUCAAGCGCGGCGACCAUGCUCUCCGGCAUAUUCUGAGCCGCGUACCGUGUCUAAGAAUUUAGAGCAAGGUUUUAGCUGCUGGGAGCUAUGACAAAUAUGUUUCCUUCG
Messenger RNA from Lolium perenne, 768 nucleotides. RefSeq names its product outer envelope pore protein 16-2, chloroplastic. Gene Ontology annotation, molecular function: amino acid transmembrane transporter activity. Gene Ontology annotation, cellular component: chloroplast outer membrane. NCBI's taxonomy places the organism in Eukaryota, Viridiplantae, Streptophyta, Magnoliopsida, Poales, Poaceae. The record is from RefSeq and is a predicted model, not a curated record.